Molecule: messenger RNA, 5867 nt
Organism: Prinia subflava (tawny-flanked prinia)
Lineage: Eukaryota; Metazoa; Chordata; Aves; Passeriformes; Cisticolidae
Gene: BDH1
Product: 3-hydroxybutyrate dehydrogenase 1
Exons: 8
Coding region: 416-1447 (343 amino acids)
Biological process (GO): steroid metabolic process
Cellular component (GO): intracellular membrane-bounded organelle
Molecular function (GO): 3-hydroxybutyrate dehydrogenase activity
Source: RefSeq, a predicted model, not a curated record
GCCGGGUCGCACCGAGACCUUGCCCGCGGCGGGCGGGGGGCGCGGGCGUCUCUGCUGCGGGCCUCCCCCGCAGCCGCCACAAGCGCGGGCGGCCGCGCCGCGCCCCCCGCUGCCUCGGCCGGGCCGUGAGCGCGUUCGGGGCCGCGACAGCCGCGCCCGGAGCGGGGCUGGGCCGGCGGGACCCGCAGCGGACCUCGGGCCUCGCCUCUGCGUGCAAACCUCACAGAAACCUGCGGGGACACCAGCCGUGCUCCCGAAUUUGAUCCAACCACCGGGAUUUCUGAGGGUUACCCGAGCCAGUGGGCCUUCUGAGCCCUGUCCGCUCCCUCCCUGCCCAUCUCGGUGCCCACCGCUGCCCUUUCUGCGAGCUAAGGAAGAACAAUUCUGCUUUUGGUAGAGUGUGCUGGUUGAAAACAUGUUGGCCACCAAGCUGUCCCGCCCUCUCUUGAACUUUUCUGUUAAAGCCCUGAAUUUCAAGGACCCAGGGAAUGGCUUUAGGCCUAUGCAGAGAUUUUCCUUCCCUCUCUUGUCCCCAUGUGGCAGCCGCUCUUAUGCAAAUGAAGUCGAUCAGAUUGGCAGCAGAGCUGUGCUUAUAACAGGCUGUGACUCAGGAUUUGGAUUUGCCUUGGCCAAGCACCUCCAUGACAAAGGUUUCAUUAUUUAUGCUGGCUGUCUGCAAAAGGACAAGGGAGAAGGUGGCUCCAAGGAGCUGGAUGCCAUGAAGAGUGAUCGAAUGAGAACUGUCCAGCUGAACGUCUGUGACAGCAAAGAAAUGGACCGGGCAGUGGAGCAUGUGCAAAACAGCCUCGAGGACCCAGAGAAAGGGCUCUGGGGGCUGGUUAACAAUGCUGGGAUCUCCACAUUUGGGGAAGUUGAAUUCACCAGCAUGGACACCUACAUGGAGGUAGCUGAAGUGAACCUGUGGGGGACCGUGCGAACCACCAAGGCUUUCCUCCCGCUCAUCCGGAGGUCGAAGGGUCGUGUGGUGAACAUCAGCAGCAUGAUGGGGCGGAUGGGCAGCCCUGCCCGGUCACCCUACUGCAUCACCAAGUUCGGCGUGGAAGCCUUCUCCGACUGCCUGCGCUACGAGAUGCAGCCCCAGGGCGUCAUGGUCAGCAUCGUGGAGCCUGGCAACUUCAUCGCCGGCACCAACCUGUACAGCCCCGAGCGCAUCAAAGCCAUCGCCGACAAGAUGUGGGACGAGCUCCCCGAGAUCGUGCGCAAGGACUACGGCAGGAAGUACUUCGACGAGCAGGUCAGCAAGAUGGAGUCGUACUGCAACAGCGGCUCGCGGGACACGUCGCCGGUGAUCGAGAGCGUGGCGCACGCACUCACCGCCACCGCGCCCUACACCCGCUACCACCCCAUGGAUUACUACUGGUGGCUGCGCAUGCAGAUCAUGACCCACAUGCCCGCCGCCAUCGCAGACCGGCUCUACGUCUACUGAGGCCUCACGCUCAUAAGCUACCCAGGAAAUGCUGGGACCCUGGAGGACUGCAUCUUCUAACUGCUGUUUCUGCUCUUGUGUAAUUCUUUAGGAAAAACAUCCAGGCAUGCCAACUCCAUCCCAGAAAUGAAAAAAAUGCAGCAGAAUUCCCAGCCCAGCUGAUAGCCAGAUCACUGAGGAGGCAGGACACAUGAUACAGCCUGGCAUCUCCAGGGGAUGCCCACCAGGCCGAGCUCCUGCUCCCGGAAAGCACCACUCUGGCACUGCCUCCCUCACAGCCAGCCAGCUCCCAGCCGUGGAGAUGGGACUGCCAGGACUGCUGAGAUCUUUUAAAUGUGCUUUUUGACAGGAUUCAUUGUGGUUUGAUACAGCAGAGAGAAAGGGAAUCCACCAGGAAUUACCCAGUGCCCUGGAGAUAUCUGUUAGACUGCAGUGAGUAUGAAAGCAGCUGAAAUUUUUUUAGGGCUUGGCUGAAACAUUCUUUAGGCUCCACUCUGGGCAGCUCUUUGAGCUGAGCUGGCGGCUUUGAUCCCUCAAGCAGUUGGGAGCACAUGGGAACUGCUGAGGCACUGCAGUGGUGAACAGAGGGUAGACAGGGAUUUUGCUUUGGCAGUGCUGCAAUUAGCUCAGUCACUCAGUCACAACUGUUUUGGAGGAUUUCUGACAGCAAACAGGCAGAGCUGGAUUUUAGCCAACUGGUAACCAGGUGGUGGAUGAGCCUUCAGAUGUAAUUUUACUGGUACACAUACUGCCCCACAGCAGAAUUUUUAAAACAUCACAUUCCUUAAAAGACCUAAUUUUGGAGGGAGUGUGAGUGCUGUCAGUGGCAACACCUACUGAAGUGUGUGUAGCAGUCCCUGAGCACGCAGAGGGAAAUGCAGAUGUGGCUGUUUGGAGAUGCUCCUCCCAGCCUGGGGGUCUUUGCAGUCAGGACUCAGCUGUGAGUCCCCCAGCAGGGGCUGUGACCCCUCUGACAGGCAGAUCUGUUGUCCUUCUACCCUUUUGGGAUCAGCCCUUUUGCAGCCUGAUUACAAGCCUGGCUGGAAAUGCAGACAGCAUGGUUUUGGUGUGAGUCACAGAGGGUUUGGUGGCUUUUCCCUCCCACAGCUCCGGCUGAAGCAGUCAGCUGGCAGCAUCAGCUCCUGGCCCCAAGGAGCAGAUCUGCAGCCCUUUACUUGGGAGAGAGGUUUGGAUGAGUGCUGAGAGGGCUCAGAGAAGCAACUAAGAGUGCCAACUGUUAUUCUGGAGAGCUUUCAUCUUUUUGGGAAAAGUGACCCCAGAGAUCACUGGGCAGGCUGGACUUCCCAGAGAUCCUCAGUGGGGUGGGAUCUGCUCCUGUGGGCCUGGACUUGGCGCCUGCCGUGCUCCCUUUCCCAUCCCUGAAGCAAGCAGAGCUUCUUGUCUUUCCUGGGAGCACAGAGACCUGCCCAACUCGCUCCUCUGCCAGCAGGAGUUCCUGAUGUGCCUGGUUCACAGGGAGGGGUGGGUUUUUAAUUACACUGAGUGUUACAGCUGGGGGACAUGGACAAGUGACAGAGAGGAGAACCUCUCCCUGUCAGGUGGGAACAGAAGCAGCAUUUUUGGGGCACAGUCUUGCUCCAGAGGUCACAUAAUGUCUGGGAGGUGAGGGGAAACCUGACUGGACUGCAGUCAAGGAGCACUUCAGGGAGGGAAUUCCUUACCAGUGUGACAUGUGCUAACUGCUGCCUUUUAUUUGACUACUGUGUGGGGAGGGCACAGAGCUGCACCAAGGUGGGGACCACAGCUCAGCUGCUGGGAACAGGCACUGCCAUCAGACAUGUCCUCUGCUCCCCAGUCUCCUAAACCAUGACAGGCAUUUGUUUGAGCACCAAGUGUCUCAUGGCUGUGAUGGAUCCUGGCUUCCAGAGAUAGCUGCUCUAGACAGGCUCUCACCUGGAGUUUGCUCAGGUGUGGCUGUGUCUGUGCCCCACAGUGUUUGCAGCACCUUCGAGCUCUGCAGCAGGCAGUGACUGUGCAGGACCCUCAUCCUCUGAUUUGUAGACACCCCUGAUCCUCUGAUUUGUACACACCCCUCAUCCUCUGAUUUGUAGCCCUCCUCGUGUUUCCUCUGCCCCUCACCCUGCUGUGAGCCUCCUCCCUGGGCUGCAGCUCGGGUAUCCUGGGCUCCCCUGAGCUCCCUGCUCAGACUUCUGCCACCUUCACCAAGGCUUCUGCGCCAUCCCAGACUGUUCCCAACCUUCAGAAAUGCUGAUAAUGCCCCACUCAAAGUCUUACAGUGCCUUGCAGCAGCUGUAAAUUGUGGGAGCUGUCUUUUGUGUAGAACAAAUGUUAUUUUAUUUGUACUAGAAAUAGGUUGGAAGAACUGUCAAUGAAUAACUUUGGAAACACAUCCCAAAAUAAUAUGAAGUAUCUCAGGGUGCAUAUCCAGAAUGGGCACCGCCUCUGUCCUGCCUGAGAGCCCACUGUCUCCAGCACCAUGUCCCAGCCUCAGCAUCAGCUCAUAACAUCACCAUGAGCAUCUGGUAUAAUGGCAGCCCUGUCAUUUGUGCUUACUUAUCAGUCUGUCUGUAAUUCUCUAAUCAAUCCCAUUAUUUAUUGGUAUAAAAUUUGCUACCUAGAGCACCUGAAGGCUGCCCAGGGUCAGGAGGAACACCAACACCAUUUUCUAAGUCUGACACUCUGAGGCUCCCCACAGUGAGGGCUGUCAGUCCUAUCUGCAGCCAUCGCUGUGCAAGGGAAGACAAUGACUGCAGGAGAACCACUUCUCCUGGGCUCAGUGAGUCACCAGCCUGUGUGGGUGCCGUUAAUCCCCGCGGGUGUGGGGGCAGGUGGCCUCACAAACAUGCUAUUCCCUGAUGCAGCAUUGCAGUGGUGCUGGCAAUGCCACAGAGAGUUUCCCCCUGCUCUAGGGGGAACCUUUUCCCCCUCACAAAAUACUCAGAGAGGGUGCAGGACUUCUCUGCAGCUCAUGGCACAUUGGCUGGACCAUGCUAUGGGCUGUUCCAGUGAUAGCUGCCAUCCUGCAGUGGGAAUCCUUUCUUGCCUGGCAGAGUCUUUGCCAUUGAGCUUUUCCCUUCAGCAGCAGCUGUGCUGUGCAGAGUGAGGUUAAAAGCUCAUAAUAUUCACUCACCUUAGAGGUGUUCAGGGAGCUCCUAGACCCUCUGUGGUUCCCCACGGGAGCAAUCACAGGUAACCUUCCUGGAUGAAGCACCUUGAGCCCUCCCCUCAGAGCAGCCCUGUCUGUGUUGCAGCCCCUAUGCCGGCUCCUGGGCUCUGCUGGGGGAGCAGCUGGGCCACUGGGGAUGCUCCUCUCUGCCCCUGCACCCCUGGGGUGUCCUGGCUUUGGCAGCCUGACUUUGGUCCUGCACCAUUAUGCACCGGCUGGUCUGGCACACCCACACUUGGCAGGAGCCAUGAAUAGUCAGUUUGUAAUGGAAAUGUUGCCUGCAGAACUCCCUCUGCUCCUCAGCAACACCUGAAAUCCCUGUGCCUUAUAUUACAUGGUUUGUAUGAAAACAUGGGUGAUAUCUAGGCACAAAAGGCACAAUUAAAGAUAGGAUGAUACACAGAGGAACCUCUCGGAGUACAAGCUGAAGAGAUUCUCCUUCCAUCAAAUGCUUGUACAUGGGAGUUACUGACUGCCUGUGUGGAGAGGAGGCUUGUGGGGAAAAAAAAAUACCUUAUUUUCCCCCAAGCUUAAAAAGCCUGGUAAAAAUCUGUGUUCAUGCGUUAUUUAUUGUCAGAAAAUAUUUGUCUGACAAUUAAAAUCACCGCUAGUAUCUCUAAUGUGUCUUAAAGUUUGAUUGCCUGUUUAUUUUUGUUAGCAGUGAGAUAAUUCUUGCCUCAACCAAUGACUCUCCCAUAGCAGCUUAUGGCACCUGUGUGCAGCACUCUGUGUGCCCAGGAAAGGCCAUCGCUGGCCCUCCUGUGAGCCUGCACAAGGCACGGCACAGACUGCAGAGCUGUGCUGUGGGUGGUGAUGGAGGGGAGGAAACCGGGGAGGAGUGGCUGUGGGCACCAGGGAGGCAAGCAGCGAUACAGGACAGACACAAACAUGAAGAGCUAAGCCAGGGUGGAUUUGUCUGCAGGAGUGAUCCACUCCAGGAGUGAUGAAGUGCCAUGGGCUGGUUUUUAGGGGUUCCCUGGCAGAGUGCCAUUGGGGCUGGCAGGGAGGGGAGGUGUUGCUGCCCCUCGACACAGGGCAGAGAGGGCUGCACCUUCCUCGCCCUGCUGCAAGAGGAGCUUUUGCUCACCGGAACCCUGGGGGUGACCAGGUGCUCACACAAUCCCUGCAGCAACUCCACUGAGGCUCCCUUGGCAACGGCAAAGCCAGAGGAAGGAGAAAUUGCCCACUAGCACGUCCCAAAAGGCAGCAUGCUGUAAAAUUCAUUACCCUCAGCUAGUUUUAGCCCUCCUGUAAAAUACAUUUUAUGUCUAA